UCCGGUGAGACCCCCGGCUCGAUGGUAGUUUUGCAUCAAGCCUUGGACAUAAGACACAUAACACUUGGCAAUUACAAAGGCCAAUUAGUGUAUGUAUUCCCUUGUCUUUCGGCUAUCAACGCCACCACAUGAUGCAUGAUUUAACCAUCCCCCUCAGUUAAACAAAGCUUCAUAACAAUACCCAUUGGUUAUGUAGGUUAUCAGUUAUGGUUCGGUUAUCGGUUAUGGUGGAUAAUUUGCUUACCCUUAGGUGUGACUAAGUUAUAUUUUGGAUAUAAACAGCAGUCAUUCUUUUUGUACUUCUAACUCAAUCUAAGUAACUCAAAUACUACACAUGUACAACAUCAUUAGUAUUGGAUUUGUUACAAAUUUAUAUUAAUUUUGUAGAACUAAAGUAGUAAAAAGUGCCUUUGCUUCUUGCUCAAGGUGUAUUUUUAUGUAAAAGGUGUGUUUUACAAAGUAGUUUGUAUGUCAUAAUUUUAAGAGUUCGAUUUUUUUUUUCUAUGAAUUAAUGUUUUUUGACUUAUUUGUUCUAACCCGAUCAUUUCUGACCUGACCCACUUUUGGCUCCAACUGACGAAAAAUUCUGGAAUCGUCACUGGACAAAGAACUGUGUUGUUGUAGAUAAUGAUUCAUAUGUAUAGGUGUAUAAAAUGCACUACAAUAUACAUUCAUAUAUGGUAGGAUGAAAAAGUAUGUUGGCAUGUAUAAAUUGUUGACUGAGGGUGGAUUUUAGAACAUCAUCUGGAAUCGAAGAAAAAAGGCAGAUGAAGGUGGUGGUAAGAGAAUCGACGAUGGUGAGGCCAGUGGAGGAGACACCAGCGGUACACCUAUGGAACUCUUGCCUUGAUCUCACUGCUUUUAACUUUUAUACGCUGUCGGUGUAUUUUUACCGGCCUAAUGGUGCUCCCAACUUCUUUGAUACGAAAGUGAUGAAGGACGCUUUGAGCAGGGUGUUGGUUGCGUUUUAUCCAAUGGCAGGGCGAUUUAAACGCGACCAAGAUGGCCGGAUUGAGAUCAAUUGUCAAGGACAAGGGGUGUUGUUUUUGGAAGCUGAGUCCGAUGGUGUUAUCGAUGAUUUCGAUGACUUUUCACCCACAUUGGAGUACUUGAAACUCAUUCAGGUGGUCGAUAAUUCGCUGGGAUUUGAAUCAUAUCCGUUGCUGGUCUUGCAGGUAACUUACUUCAAAUGUGGUGGGGUUUCGUUAGGAUAUGCUUUUGAUCAUCGGGUCUCAGAUGGGAAGUCUUUCUUUCACUUCAUGAACACAUGGUCCGAUAUGGCUCGUGGCCUUGACAUCACUCUCCCACCCUUCAUAGACCGGACCCUCCUCCGUGCACGGGACCCACCACGACCCGUUUUUGAGCACAUCGAAUACCACCCAGGUCCAACACCACUCCAAGCCCCCUUAGAUAAAACCAAAACCAGCUUCUCAAUGUUCAAGUUAACGCGAAACCAACUCGAUCUACUCAAAGCAAAAUCAAAGGAAGAAGGUAACACGAUCCGCUACAGCUCUUUUGAAAUUCUCUCGGCCCAUAUUUGGAAGUGCGUGUGUAAAGCCCGUGGUCUGCCAGACAAUGCGGAAAUCAGGCUCCACUUUGCAGUCGAUGGGCGGGACCGUUUACAACCGCCACUUCCACCUGGCUAUUUUGGGAAUGUUGUCUUCAGAGGUGCUGUUACAGCGACAGCAGGCGACGUUCAAUCAAAACCUAUCUGGUACGCUGCAAGUAAAAUCCAUGAUGCUGUAACAAGGAUGAAUAACGAUUAUCUAAGGUCAGCACUCGAUUAUCUGGAACAACGCCAUUGUCAAAAGCCGGAGGUUAAUUAUAACUACACGAAUCUUAUAAUAACUAGUUGGACUAGGCUCCCGAUUCAUGAUGUGGACUUUGGAUGGGGCCGACCCAUCUUCAUGCGGCGUGUAGGGAUCCCAUCACUAGGUAGGUUUUAUGUGUUACCAAGCCCGAUAAAUGAUGGGAGCUUAUCGAUCAUCGUUGGGCUGGAAGUUGAGCAAAUGAAGCUUUUCAGCAAGCUGUUAUAUGCAACAAUAAACGAUCGCUUUAUCAGUAGUUUAUAGUUUCUGGCAACUUGUUGUAUGCAAUACUAAAUCAGUAUGUAUCUUCAUUGCAACAAUAAGUUUCUUGCUCAUAUAUAGCUUGACUAAUUUGUAAAA
This is a messenger RNA of Helianthus annuus (common sunflower), 2168 nucleotides long. Its product is annotated as shikimate O-hydroxycinnamoyltransferase. Gene Ontology annotation, molecular function: acyltransferase activity, transferring groups other than amino-acyl groups. The transcript is spliced from 3 exons. Lineage: Eukaryota; Viridiplantae; Streptophyta; Magnoliopsida; Asterales; Asteraceae. The record is from RefSeq and is a predicted model, not a curated record. The coding region runs from base 768 to 2072 and encodes 434 amino acids.